Messenger RNA from Centropristis striata (black sea bass), 5113 nucleotides. Its product is annotated as pleckstrin homology domain-containing family G member 1. Gene Ontology annotation, molecular function: guanyl-nucleotide exchange factor activity. The record is from RefSeq and is a predicted model, not a curated record. Gene Ontology annotation, biological process: intracellular signal transduction. NCBI's taxonomy places the organism in Eukaryota, Metazoa, Chordata, Actinopteri, Perciformes, Serranidae. Bases 168 to 4982 code for a protein of 1604 amino acids. The transcript has 17 exons.
GAGCUGCCCGUCAGUGUCCCGAUGACGCAAAGCAACCGGGACUCGUGCAAUGUGAUUGAGCUUUUACCACCGGACAAACGAGGACAUCGUGUUUGAGCUCCACUUGCCAAGUGGGUCAACGUGAAAGCAGUUUAGUGAAGUGUAAAGGAGAACUUUUAACCGCUUUAAUGAAGAACGACUUGUCUCCAGCAGCAGUAGCAGCAGCGAGACGAAGAGUUGCUCACAUGCUCUCUGCAAAGACGUCUUCGAGGAAACAGAACGAUUAUAGCUACCUGCCUGAUGCGCUGCCUCCUCUCCCUGAAGUCCCGGACUCCGGCUCAGUCCUGAGCUCCGUUGACAUACCGGCCCGCUGCCUUCGCAACCCGGCCUUCCGCCACACCUCGUUGCGCUACUGCUCCGCCCUCAGCAUGGACUCCUCCCCCGACAGCGCCGAGCGGCCCAUCAGCUACAGCUCCACCUCUUCCUCCGCCUCCUCCCGGGACAGUCACUGCUCACUGGGCAGCCGAUCCACCCUCGUCCCCGCCCCUCACUGUAACCCGGUGAUGUCAGACCGGGACUCCGGGGCGAUCCAGCUGGAACUGGUCCCGGCCCGGCAGCUGGGAUGCCGGGCGGAAGAGGACAGAAAUGACGGAGGGAUGGACACGGGGAGGGGACAAGGAAGACAGGGCAGUGAACAGACUCUGACAGAACAUUCAGAACCAGAGGUGAGUCCAGAUGGAGGAGAGCGGACGGGUCAGGUGCAGGGACCCAGGACCUAUGUGGACCGGGUGGUGCAGGAGAUAAUGGACACAGAGAGAACCUACGUCCAGGACCUGCGGAGUAUUGUAGAGGACUACCUGGAGUCCAUCAGUAAUCAGUCUCGGCUGGCCCUGAGCUCUGAGGAUAAAGGCUCUCUGUUCGGAAACAUCCGGGACAUCUACCACUUUAACAGGGACCUUCUUCAUGAUCUUGAGAAGUGCAACGCUGACCCUGUGGCCAUCGCAGAGUGCUUCGUAUCCAAGAGUGAAGAAUUCCACAUUUAUACACAGUACUGCACCAACUACCCACGGUCGGUGGCUGUGCUGACAGAGUGCAUGAGGAACAAGGCGUUGGCCAAGUUUUUCCGCGAGCGCCAGGAAUCUCUGAGGCACUCCCUGCCCCUGGGCUCCUACCUGCUCAAGCCAGUGCAGAGGAUCCUCAAGUACCACCUACUGCUGCAUGAGAUAGCCAACCACAUGGAGAAGGACACGGAGACCUAUGAGGUUGUGCAGGAAGCCAUAGACACCAUGCAGAGAGUGGCCUGGCACAUCAACGACAUGAAGAGGAAACACGAGCACUCCGUUAGGUUGCAGGAAAUCCAGAGCCUGCUGACAAACUGGAAGGGCCCUGAUCUGAUCGGCUACGGGGAGUUGGUCCUGGAAGGAACAUUUCGUCUGCAGCGAGCCAAAAACGAGAGAACUCUCUUCCUGUUCGACAAGCUUCUGCUCAUUACCAAGAAGCGAGAAGAAACAUACACUUACAAGGCUCACAUACUGUGCUGUAACCUGAUGCUGGUGGAAGUUAUUCCUAAAGAGCCGCUGAGUUUCAGUGUGUUUCACUACAAGAAUCCCAAGCUUCAGCACACAGUCCAGGCCAAGUCGCAGCAAGACAAGCGCAUGUGGAUCUUACACCUCAAGAGACUCAUACUUGAAAACCAUCCGGCCAAAAUCCCUGCCAAGGCUAAGCAGGCGAUUUUGGAGAUGGAUGCAUCACAUCAUCCUGGGUUUCAUUACAGCCCUGAUGGAGACAAGAGGGAUUCACCUCAAACCAAGGAGGGUCCAACCCCUCGUAGAGGACGCAGGAAAGAACCUCUAUCCAAAUUACUGAAGAAUGCCAAGCAGAACGCUGCCAACACAGACGGAGAAAAGAGAAUAAGUCUGGGCGCCACCUUGCUCUCACCAAUGUCCCAGCUGGCUUUGGGCACCAUCGGUCGCAGUCGCAGCCUCAUUAACCAAUCGCAGGAGUCCCUGGACCCCGGCGACCACUACGACCACAGCGACAGAGAAGAGGAGCAUCAUCAACAAGAUGCUGAUGAUGAAGACGACAGUGGACUGGGAGGCGGAAAGCGGCUGCGAGUCCCUGGCAAAAGCAGCAGGAAGAGGCUGAACCCUCAGGCAUCUGUGGACAGUAUAGAACAGUGGAAAACCUUCAACAUGAGCUCUACAGACCUACAGAAAGCCAGAGAAACCCUAGUGAGGGAUGGAAGCCGCCACCCGCCGCUUCUCAGGACACCACAUGUGAUGGAGGAGCCUCCAGAAACCCCCGUUCCCUCUGUGAUAGUCACAGAAAGCGACCAUUCAGUGAGGAACAUCUGGGCGGACCACCGCGCUCGCCGGGCCAUGUUCCCCACCCGCCAGCGAACCAUGCAGCCCGAUGACGAGGACGAGGACAUCUACCAGAUGUUUGUCCCAACGGAGCCGAGCGGACCGGAACCAGAGGCGCCCUCGGAGAGGUCGGAGGCCACCUCGUCGCCCAAGACGGCUCGGCCCUGCAGCUGGCACGUCGAGCAGGUGCCCACGGUGCAGAUUGACCCUCCGGCCGAUGGGAGCAGAGUCCUGCGGAGGGCGAGCAGCGCGGGGGAGAAGGCUACGGAGGACCGACAGAGCCCUGAUGACGACCACAGCAACUUGGAAGUGAUCCACACCGAAUCCUCCAGCAAUGACAUAUCUGGAUCAUCCUCAGCCGAGCAGCUGACGAUAGACGAUAUUGAAAAUGUGUAUGACAACAUCAGCUAUGAGGACUUAAAGAGCAUGGGCCUCGUCAGAAGAGACCCUGAGGACGGCCAGUCACGGAAAGAAGCCUCUACGGAUGGUCCCCAGGGCCAAGCAGCACGGGGAUUAAACACUCCAGAGGCUCCUGUGGUCCCAAUGAUUGAACCGGACACCUCCUCUGAAAGCAACCGCUCCUCCACACAGGAGGGCCCAUGUGAGCUCAAGAUCGUAGAGGAGAACAUCUAUGACACCAUCUGUUUCAGAGAGCCCCCAUCGACAGAGCUUAAAGGAACGAAUGAAGGCAACAAACUAAAACAAGAGCGGGACAGUCUGCUGGCCUCUGAGCAAGACCUGACUGAAAGCCUCGGAGGGUUUGUGUCUGAGGAGAGCCUCCACUUUGGAGAGGAUGAAACACCAGACAUCUCCCAUCCCGUCCCGUGUCCCUCUGAGCCGGAUUACUCCUCCUCGUCUGCCUCUGAGACGUUCUCUCAGCGCUCGCAGAAAGGGGACAAGAUGUCCGAGCAAGUCGAUGAGAUCUGGAACGAUUUAGAAAAUUAUAUCAAGAUCAACGAGAAGAAAGCCGAUAGACUCCCUGCCGCCUUCCCCGUCAGUGCCAGUGAGUCGCCGAAGAAGGCCCCCUCGGUCAAAACCAGCCCUACAAAGAGCCCCCCUGUAGUUAGUCCUCCAGCAGCCAGCCCUCAAACCUCAAAGAGUCCCCCAACACAUCAGCCGAAACCGCCACCCGUCUCCUCCAUGCCGUCGUUCACCAUCCCCGUCAUCAACCUCCCCGACAGUCAGAGUGAAGUCACCGCCGCAGAAGAAAACCACGGCCCUGCUCCAGCGUCACGCCCUCUCCCCGACACCCCAGAGCCGCCCCCAGGCACGGUCAAGAGCAUCCGCAACAGACUGGCUCGCCUCAGCAGCGGCAGCUUCCGCCUGGAGGACGACGACCUGGUGGAGCUCCCUCAGCGAAACACCCCUCCCAAGCACAUUCCCCUCCCGGACAUUCACAGCUUGUUUCCAGGGGAGCUGGCAGGUCUGGACUCACCGCUGGCCUCCUCCUCUCUCCUGCUGGGGGAGUCCGUGGACUUGGAUCUGGAUAAAUCAAAGAACCGGGUGUUCCUGAUGGCACGGCAGUACAGCCAGAAGAUCAAAAAGGCCAACCAGCUGCUGCGCAUGAGGAGCAUGGACCCUGGAGACGCUUGUAGUCGGGCCAGAGUGGAGAAGAAGCAGAAAGACUUGGCAGCGAUCUUGGAAGAGAAGAAACAAGGAGGCUCUGCCAUAGGUGCGAGGAUAGCGGAGUACUCCCAGCUCUACGACCAGGUGAUGUUUAAGGAUCCUCCCGGUCCAGCCGGCCCACAUCACAGCCAUCCAGGGCUGCCGUCUUCCCCGUCGAUGCCCGAGACCUCCCUGGAGGAGGACUGGCUCCACUCCACUUACAGCAACGGAGAACUGGCCAGCUUCAUCUCCUCGUCCAGCGAGUUGGACGACGCUCGAGCAUCUUCCACCCCGCAGCGCAGACUCACCUCCGCCUGCUCCAUCCCGUCUCUCAAGACCUCCUCUCCCUCUCCGGCCAGCCCGCCGACCCAGAGGUGGAGCUCGUGCAUGUCGGCGCCGAGCGAAAAGGAGGAGCAUGUGUACAGUUCUAUUAAGAGAAAUCCUUCCUUUAACGCUCCGUCCUCUUCGAAGACUUCCCAAUCCGGCCACUGUCAGUCACUCGGCUCUCUGGGCGGCCAGGAGAAGAACCAGUCUGGACUCAAAUGUAACGGACCCACAGAGAGACUCCACGGCCCCAGUCUGGGUCGCGUCGGUCGGCAGAGUAGCCUCCCAGAGCGCUCCACCCAGGGACAUUCAGACCUCACUUUACACGACGGUCAACAGGUGGUGGUCCUGAACCGGGCCUCCGCACUGAGUAUACUCAACGCCACCCAGAACUACCUGGCUAACUUUAAGGACGAUGGGGAAGACGACGAUGAUUAUGUAGAGAUCCGCUCUGAGGACGAGUGCGAGCAGGAGCAGGACAGGUUGGCGCGGCGAAACGGCAGCACGGCCGUCCUUUCCAGUCAGAGCCGGGGUCUGCUCCACUCCCAGAGUCUGCCGUGCACCCCGGUGCACUCCUGCGACCCGCUGCGGGCUCUGGACCGCGAGCAACUGGAGAAGUACCUGUGGAGCGAGCCGCAGCAGAGCCAACCCAAAAUCGUCCAGUCUCUGAGGGAGAAGUUUCAGUGUCUGAGCUCCAGUAGCUUUGCCUGAGUCUAUAAAAGCCAAAUAUUAUAUAUAUAAACAUACAGCAUAAAGCAACGAAAGGGACACUGCUGCUUUGCCUUGAAUGCCCUCCAUCAUUCAACAUCAUAGUCCAAAAACAUCUCUAAAACAGUCAUGGA